AUCCACAACACAAUGAAAGGUGGCGGUGUUUACUUAGUAGGUCGCUCCGCCUCCUGCCGGCUGAUCGUUAUGCUAACACGUCGAUAGCCACGAGACUUCACCGAUAUCUGACAUGCAAAACAGGCAGUGAGGAAGUGAGUGUAGCCAGUUGGUAUUAUGUGUGUGAGCCGGUAGCAUACAGAUUUCGCUCACUCUGCGGAUAACUUAAAUUUAUGAUUUAUUACACAGGGAAAAACACACUCGGAGUGUUGGGACUGCAUCGGGGAUAUUAAGGCCCGAUAAUUUUACACGGAGUUACUGAAGAUUUUGUUAAUGAGAUGAAAUUUGAAGAACAUAUCGGGACUAAUAUUGAUAUGACAGGAGGAAGAGAAGGAGGCCUUCUACCAGUGAGCAUGUCGACACCACAGCAAAUUGUGAGACAUGUCCACAAACACAACCUUAGACAGCGGUUUGAGCUGGUCAAAACCCUUGGACAGGGGACGUAUGGGAAAGUGAAACUUGCCAUUGAUAGAGCGACGGGACAACAGGUGGCAAUCAAAUAUAUACGCAAGACCAAGAUUGACAGUGAGCUUGAUUUGCGGAGGAUCCGCCGUGAAAUUGACAUCAUGUCUUCCCUACACCAUCCCCAUAUCAUCAGCAUAUAUGAAGUAUUUGAGAACAAGGAGAAGAUAAUUCUGGUCAUGGAGUAUGCAAAUGGCGGAGAGCUCUACGACUACAUCAACGAGCGCAAACAGCUGACUGAAGAUGAGGCCAGAAAGUUUUUCCGACAGAUUGUCUCGGCCAUCAGUAACUGUCACAAGAGGGGUAUUGUCCAUAGGGAUCUCAAGUUAGAAAAUAUUCUCCUGGACAGCAACUUCAAUGUUAAGAUUGCUGAUUUUGGACUCUCCAACCACUAUAAUAAUACAGAUUUACUGCGAACCUUCUGUGGAAGCCCUCUUUAUGCAUCUCCAGAGAUUGUGAAUGGUCUUCCAUACAGCGGACCAGAGGUGGAUUGUUGGAGCUUAGGAGUGUUGCUCUAUACUCUGGUAUAUGGUGCUAUGCCCUUUGAUGGCAGUGACUUCAAGCGUCUGCGUAAACAGAUCUCGGAGGGGGACUACUACGAACCUUCACAGCCCUCAGAUGCGUCGGGUCUGAUUGCACGUCUGCUCACAGUGGAUCCUGUCAAACGUGCCAAGAUGGCGGACAUCUGCGAGCAUUGGUGGGUCAACCUGAAUCUUCCCUUCACUCCAGUAGACCACGAAUUCCUGGAAGAGGAGGUCAAAGUUCCAAGAAAAUACCGUGGUAGAACUCUCAGUUUGUCAUCAUCGGAUAGUGAUGGCGACUAUAAAUGCCCCCACUCUUCCCAUCACAGGAAGGUUGUAGCUAGAAGAAGGCACGGACACAGUAAAGCUGCCAAUAACAGAUGGAGUUCAGAAUUCGAGGAUGAGGCUGUUUUUAUGGCUGAUGACUUGGACACAGUGUCCACCCUCGUGCCUUCACAAAUACCAUCUGUAAGUGCCAAUGACGAGGAAAUAGAGGAGGCUAGUUUAAACCAAUCAGACUGCUUGAAAACUCUCAAGGCUUCCAAUUCUGCAUCAAACAGCGACUCAAAUGAAGGUGAGAUCUCCUCGUGUACGGAGACCACACCUAGCAGAACGGAUGUGUUUGACUCUAGAAAGAAACCCAAGAGGGGGAUUUUGAAAAACAAGGGUAAAUACACUGGUCAUGACAGUGGCUGUGUCCUGGAUGACCACCGGGCAGCCGUCGAGGAGCAUAGGUCAGCUGACAGGAAGGAGUCGGCAGAGAGCGCCUAUGGCAGCACAACCAGUUACGAACUGGCAGACAUUGAAAGUGUUCUCAAUGCCUUAGAUGACACUGACAGUCAUGAAAGGCCUCACUGUCGUGACGAGGAGGAUGUUACUCCCCGCACGGCAACUAUCACCAGGCAUCCUUCUGCUGGGAAGUACGACUACCAGCAAGCAGACUUUGACUCAAGCUCAGAACACAUGGGCGUCGUGCGUAGGCGGCCCAAGAGCAUUCUGAAAAAGCACAGUAAAUAUGGUUCUGAAAGUGACCAGCUCAAACGCUACAGUAUAGGCAGCCAGAGUUCCAACUCCUCCGCUGAUUUGUUAGACUUUUCAUAUGACAGCGGAGAAGGUGAGAACUACAUGACACAAUACUACACCCAUGUCAAUGAACUUACCUGUGGUCAGUAUAUCACAGGAGAGGAGGAAUCUACACCUAAAAAUGGCGGAUUCCUCAUGCCAGAUGAAGAGACACUGAGAAAAAUUGCACUGAUGGACGCCAUUAGUAGAGACACUAUCAGACACGAGUGCGAGGCAGAGGAACCGUUUGGUCUGGCGGAGGUACAGAACCUCUACCAGCAGGCGUAUGCAACAUGCAAUGCCCUACAAGAUACACUCUCCUCAGACAUGGCUGGCAGAAAAGUAGCAUGUAAGGAGAGUCUUGAUUUUUUACGUAGACUUGACUUGUCUCCACAGUCUGAGACACCAGACAUAGUGCUGAAAUGGACUGACCUUCAUUUUAGCCAUGCUGAUAUAGACAACCUUCCUGAGUCCAUUGACAGGUGUGCCAAUGUUAGUGUAAUAUAUGCACAAAAUAACAGGCUAUCUUCUUUACCACAGUCCAUAUCCAGCCUGACUUUCCUCACCAUGUUGGACCUUUACGCCAAUGCUUUCACUACAUUCCCCAAAGUACUGUGUGGCAUGACUAAGCUAGAAAUCCUGAACUUGCAUGACAAUCAGUUGUCUGACUUACCAGUGGAGAUCAGCGGUAUGACUGGGCUCAAAAUAUUCGAUCUCAGUGGGAAUCCCUUCACCACAUUCCCAGCAGCGUUGCUGAACAUGGCUAACCUAGAGCAUCUGGAAUUAACGGACAGUAAGCUAUCUGACAUACCAGUUGAUAUCACUAGAAUGACUGGCCUCAGACUGUUCUGGCUUCAUUGUAAUCGUUUCACUGCAUUCCCCACAGCAGUGUGUGGCAUGGCCAACCUAGAGCAGCUGUACCUUAAUACCAACCAGAUACCUGACAUACCAGCGGAGAUCAGUGGUAUGACAGGGCUUAAAAGAUUUAGUAUCAUUGCCAAUCGCAUCGCUACAAUCCCUGUAGCAUUGUGUAGCUUGGCCAACCUGGCAGAGCUGUAUCUGGAUCGCAACCAGCUAUCUGCCAUACCAGUAGAGAUCAGUGGUAUGACGGGGCUUAGAAUAUUGGAUCUCAGUUGGAAUUGUUUCACAACAUUUCCCAAAGCACUUUGUAGCAUGACUUACCUAAAGGAGCUGGACUUGGGUAACAACCAGAUAUCUGAUAUACCAGCAGAUAUCAUUUCAAUGACUGGGCUGGAAUCGCUGGAUCUGGAGUCCAAUAACAUUACUCAACUGCCACCUCAGAUAGGGAAUAUGAAAAGCUUGGUGGAAUUAAAUGUGAGGGGGAACCCCCUGGUACAACCACCAGAGCAUAUUGCUGUCAGAGGUCUUGAUGCAAUCAAAAGGUAUUUUGAAGCAUUAACUACUACCGAGGCAAUCCUGUCAAACAGAAUACAGGUCAACUUGCUUGGAGAAACAGAAGUAGGAAAAACCAGUCUCUCUCGCACAUUGCAGAGAGGAAAGUCAACACUCACAACAUCAGCAGACAGGACAAGAGUGGUAGAACAAGGGACAUGGGAGACUGACCAAAACAUUGCCUUCAAUAUCAAUGACUUUGGCGGACAUGAUGUCUACAAAAUUGGCCAUCCCAUUUUCAUUUCCAAACGCGGCUUGGUCCUAAUCACAUUUGACCUAGCAGAGUAUGAUCCAGAAAAUAAAGCACAUUAUCAGCUCUACAUUGGAAACUGGAUUGACAGAGUACAAGAAAAAUUGCCAGGUAUAAAGAUGGCAGUAGUGGGAACUCAUAUUGAUCAAGAUGAAGCCUACAGUGCAAAGUGUUCUAAAAUUAAGAAACAGUUUGAAGACCACAGGCAGAGAAAACAGAAAUGGUAUGAGUCUCAAAUAAAGAGCAUUGAGAAGAAAAUUCUGAACACAGAUGAAACCCAAACAUCUAUCCUUCAAGCCUAUCAAGAUAAGAAGUGGAAACUGAUGUCGUCACAAGGCCAAGUAAUAGACAUCCAUGAAGACAUUUUUGGGGUGAGUUCCAAGACCAUGGAGGGAAUUGAAGGUUUACAAAGUUUUCUUACUACUGUUGCAAAAGAGCGUGCUGUAAUUUUACCAGAAAUGUGGGUUGAUGCUGCCACCAUGGUUUGCACCAAGAAAUAUGAAGGCUCUGAAAAUACACUUGGCUGGGACAAGUUACAAGACCUUAUUCUGCAGUCUGCUCCAACACCCUGGAAAAAGAGAAAUUAUUCCAAUGAAGGUCUUGAUUUGGCAACAUGCGACAUUUUAAGUUUUCUUGCUGACCGUGGUGACAUCAUUUGGUUUGAUUCAAGCCCUACUCUGAAGAAAGUUGUGUUUCACAGGCAAGAGGUUCUUGCAAAUGUUCUCAAAGCAGUGCUGAAUCACGAUAGUGAUGCUGUCCGGGCCAAACUACAACAGUCCAUGAGUAUUUCAGAACCUAAAGCAAAGAAAAUCCAUGAUGAUAUCUUCAGCAGAGGCAUCAUUUCCAGAGAAGCAAUGGACUGCUUAUGUGAGCCUUUCAGAUUAUCAACCACUGAAGCUGAUGUCAUGGUAGAACUGAUGCAGAAAAUGGAGUUGUGCUAUCAAGUUCAGGAGGAUCCAUUGGUUCCAUCCAGCAUCUCAUUCCACUUUCCAUGGCUUCUUACGCUGGAGAGACAGCCUGAGUUGGAUGAAAAAUGGCCCAGAAAAGUUCCCACAGGCACCACACAACUGACUUUGCAGAACUAUUUUCCAUACAGAUGUCCAGAAGGCAUAUACGAAAAAUUGUCUGUUCGUCAGCACAAGUACCUUGGACUUUUGAAGACCAAACGUAUUGAUUGGAAGGAUGGGGUGUAUGCAGAACUUCAAGAAUGUCAAACUCAUUUCUCCCGACAGGAAAGACAUCACCAUCCUGCUAGCAGCACCUUGGACUGGAUCAUCACUAUAGCUAUACGUGGAGCAGACCUCUCAAAGAUGUGGUCCGUUUUUGCUUGUGCUUAUGCUGACCUCAUGGACAUCAUCAAAGAAGAGUGCCCUGGGGUGUACUUUGACAAAUACUUGGUGUGCCCCCACUGUACAAGUGAAAACUGUGAGGAUCCCACACUCUUCCCUGGAGAGAUACUGGACCAGACCUAUCUGUCUGGGGGCGUCUCCAAACCAAAACAGGUGCCAUGUGUCAAUACUGGUGUCUACAUUCCUACAGACCUGGUCUACCCACCACACCUGACCAUGAGCUGGCAGGAAGUUAUCAAGAAGAACAAAAAUAACCUGAAGCAAAACAUCACUGAACCUUGUCUCUUUGAGUUGAUUGAUGUCUUUAUCCAAGAAAGCAUCCUGUCAGACCGUGAAUCUGAGUGGAUUAAGACAUCUCCUGAUAAAACUGCUGUCUUCUUGGACUUUCUGACCAUGAAAUCUGACAAGGCAUUUGAUAUUCUCUGUCAGUUUUUUGUUGAGCAUGAGCGGUAUGAUCUUCUCAAGCUGAUCAAGUACUAAUCACAUCAAAGGACCGUACU
Molecule: messenger RNA, 5596 nt
Organism: Lingula anatina
Lineage: Eukaryota; Metazoa; Brachiopoda; Lingulata; Lingulida; Lingulidae
Biological process (GO): intracellular signal transduction; microtubule cytoskeleton organization; protein phosphorylation
Cellular component (GO): cytoplasm
Molecular function (GO): tau-protein kinase activity; ATP binding
Source: RefSeq, a predicted model, not a curated record